GCAGACAGGCUGACGGGCUGGCGGGCGGCGGGGGGGAAUCGAGUAACUCGCGAUCGAGCGAGGAAGCGCGGAAGCCCGGACGGGGGUCGGUUCUCCGCAAGAUGGCGGACCGACGGCGGCAGCGCGCCUCGCAGGACACGGAGGACGAGGAGUCCGGAGCCUCGGGUUCGGACAGCGCCGGUUCCCGGGGCGGCGGCGGCGGAGGCGGCGGGGCCGGCGGAGGCUCCUCGUCUUCGCUGCGCGGGGGCCGAUCUGGGGGCCUUAACUCGCGGCGGACGGAGGGAGGCGGCCUCCGGAGUCCCGACGAGUCGGAGUGUGAAAGUGAAGACUGCAUAGAAGGCGAUGCUGUUCUUUCGGAUUAUGAAAGUGCAGAGGAUUCAGAAGGUGAGGAAGAAUACAGUGAAGAGGAAAGUUCCAAGGUGGAGCUUAAGUCAGAAGCUAAUGAUGCUGCUAAUUCUUUGGCAAAAGAAGAGAAGGGAGAAGAAAAACCUGACCCAAAAGGCACUGUGACUGGCGAGAGACAAAGUGGAGACGGGCAAGAGAGCACAGAACCUGUAGAAAACAAGGUGGGUAAAAAGGUCACAAAGCAUUUGGAUGAUGAUGAAGAUCGGAAGAACCCUGCCUACAUCCCCAGGAAGGGGCUCUUCUUUGAGCAUGACCUCCGAGGCCAGACUCAAGAAGAAGAAGUCAGACCCAAAGGACGUCAGCGAAAGCUGUGGAAGGAUGAGGGCCGGUGGGAACAUGACAAAUUCAGAGAGGAUGAACAAGCACCCAAGUCUCGGCAAGAGCUCAUAGCCCUCUAUGGUUACGAUAUUCGAUCAGCUCACAACCCUGAUGAUAUCAGACCUCGGAGAAUACGUAAACCCAGGUUUGGAAGCUCUCCACAGAGAGAGCCAAACUGGGGCAAUGACCGGCCAAACAAGCCUCCCCGUCACCAGGGCUCUGGGGGAUCCUCCUUGCCACCAAGAACAUUCAUCAAUCGUAAUGCUGCUGGUACAGGCAGAACGCCUACAUCUAGGAACUACUCUCGAUCUGGAGGCUACAAGGAAGGAAGGACCGGGUUUAGGUCUGCAGAAAACGAUGGGCCACAUAACAAUCGUUCUAAUGACUCCGUCAGGCAUGAAAAUGGUUAUCGUUCUCGGCGCCUGGACUACUCCACAGCUAGGGACCCAUCCCCUGAAAUGGAGUCUUCCCAUAUGCUUGGCAGCCCUGAAAGAGAGGAAAUAGCUUCAGAGCCUCCUCCUCCUGCCCCUGAAACUGUACCACCACCUCCAGACAGACCAGUUGAGAAGAAGUCCUACUCUCGAGCAAGAAGAUCCAGAAACAAAGCUGGAGAUGCAAGCAAGUUGGCAGAGGAAGUGCCACCUCCUGCGGAGGGGCCAGCCCCUGCACCUCCACCUCCCCCAGCUACCCCACCACCACCCUCAAAGACUGGGAAUUGGGAGGCCCCAGUGGAUUCCAGCACAGAAGGACUUGAGCAAGACAUGACCCAACUGAAUCUGACUGAACAAAAUUGGAGCCCAGGACAACCUCAGUUUCUACAGCCAAGGGAGCUUCGAGGUAUUCCUAACCACAUGCACCUGGGAGCAGGCCCUCCACCUCAGUUUAACCGUAUGGAAGAAAUGAGCGUUCAGGGCAGUCGAGCCAAACGAUAUUCAUCCCAGCGUCAGAGACCUGUCCCUGAACCACCUGCCCCCCCUGUGCACAUCAGUAUCGUGGAAGGGCACUACUAUGACCCAUUGCAGUUCCAGGGACCAAUCUACACCCACAGUGACAGUCCUACCCCGAUGCCUCCUCAGGGCAUGAUUGUACAACCAGAAAUGCACCUCCCUCACCCUGGUUUACAUCCCCAUCAGACUCCAGCACCUUUGCCUAAUCCGGGUCUGUACCCCCCACCGGUGUCCAUGUCCCCAGGACAGCCACCACCCCAGCAGCUGCUUGCCCCUACCUACUUCUCCGCUCCAGGUGUCAUGAACUUCGGCAGUCCCAGCUAUCCCUAUGCCCCAGGGGCCCUGCCCCCUCCCCCACCUCCUCACCUGUACCCUAAUACUCAGGCUCAGUCUCAGGUGUAUGGAGGAGUAACCUAUUAUAAUCCAGUCCAACAACAGGUGCAGCCAAAACCUUCUCCCCCCAGGCGAGCAUCCCAGCCAGUCACCAUCAAACCCCCACCACCUGAGGUUGUCAGCAGGGGUUCCAGUUAAUUUGAAUUUCUAAAUACUUUAAAUCUAACACCACAUGAAAAAACAGCAGAAGUGAGAACUCGGAAGAUAAGAUUCAUCAGGCCACCUGCUGCCGGGAGUGCUCUGAUAUUAUUGUGGCCCCCAUCAGCAAGCAGACUUGUUACACACCCAGAAUGAAAAGCAGCCUUUCCUCUUCUUGGGAAUAGGCUUUGAUGGGAAAAUAAGGACACCUUUCUCCUCCAGCAGGAGUGGCUGUCUGUACUCAGGGCAGGGAAGGCCCCAGUCAGCCAGCCAACUCAUAUACCCUUGUCUCUAGACCUAGAAGCUCAUGUCUCUGCUGCUGAUCUUCCCCUCCUUCCAUCCUGCCCUGGGAUUGAAAUGUCCUUCCCUCCCAUGGUGGGCACCUUCUUGUCCUUUCUUGUUUAAGAUGUUGAAUGAAAAAACCUUUGCUUGCUGUUUAAUAUUCUUCCUUUUUCCUAAAAAAAAAAAUGAAAUGAACUCAUUCUAUUCAGUUUACCAACUCCUCUGGGUUCCCUUUAGGUUCUCUACCAUGUCCCUCCCAGAUGAACAUGAAUGUACCAGCCAGUUCUUUCCCCACCCAGGGUCCUCAUAGGAGCUGGCCUUUCUUUGAUUUUGUUGGUUUCUCUUCUUGUUCUUGUUGUAUGUUUUUUAAUUCUAACUCUUCCCUAACCCCAUAGACACAUAACUCUCAGCAGAGUAUAGCAUUGAGAAAGGCCCAGGGUUGAUAGAAGUGCCCUACCUUCCAUUUUCAGCUUUUAGGGAUUUGGAUCCCACUAUUUGCUGUGAUGGGUUUUAGUUUAGAUAGGUGCAAUUUCUCUACUUUUGGAGAGAGGCAAUAGAUCAGGUGCUCUUGGGAGUGGGGAGGGAAGAGUAAUGGUAUCCUCCCUCUUCUCCCAUAACCAUCCUUAGGGCUAUCUUUUCAUAGUGCCUAGGGCAAAUCAAUGCAGUGAAGCCGGGAAGAACUGGAGGGUCUUAGGCCUCCUCCCCUACCCCCCCCCAUUUGCUGCAGACCAAUGCCUCCCUCCAGGCAACUGCUUCCAAGGGUCACAUUCUCAAGUAGCUCCCGUUCAUUUGGCCCUUAAACCUGUGUGCAAUGUUCCCUGCACGUUUUACUUAAUUAUUUUCACACUUUGGUAGCCUCCCUUUCAAUUUAAAAAAAAAGAAGUGGCAUAGCGGCCAAGCUCAAGGCCGAAAGGUAACCAGGUGCUGUUUGGGCUCAGAGCCACUUAACCCAUCUGCUUCCGCGGAAGACUUCAUCACAGCAGUUGCCAGAGGCCACUUGGCCCCAGCAUACUACAGAACCCAAGUGUAAGGGCCAUUUCAUCUCAGCAUAGUCACUGUUUAUCUAGUCUCUUCUGCUUUCCAACAGCUUGGCUUGGUCAUUGCAAGUCAUCUUAGCCAUGGGCUCAAUCAAAAUGUAUAUGUGGGGAGAGGGGAUGGGACUCAGCCAUUUCCUUCCUACUUGACAUAGUUAAGAAAAACCCCUGUUAGAAGCUGACUGGUGGUUGCCCCUUUUAUAGGCUAUCUUCUUGCUGCCUUGAGCCCAAGGGCCACAUGGCCAGUCUCCCAGACCUUAUAACACUGUGAUGGUUAUGUCUAUUGAACCAUGUGUUUCUCUGGGUUUUUUCAUUUUUUUGUUGUUUUGAGGAGUGUUUAUUUGUGAUCUACAUUGUGACUUCCUGAUGAUAAAUUUUAGAUGGGAAAUCUGA
This is a messenger RNA of Phascolarctos cinereus (koala), 3910 nucleotides long. RefSeq names its product CASC3 exon junction complex subunit (gene CASC3). NCBI's taxonomy places the organism in Eukaryota, Metazoa, Chordata, Mammalia, Diprotodontia, Phascolarctidae. Gene Ontology annotation, cellular component: exon-exon junction complex. The record is from RefSeq and is a predicted model, not a curated record. Gene Ontology annotation, biological process: mRNA processing. Gene Ontology annotation, molecular function: mRNA binding.